Molecule: messenger RNA, 1086 nt
Organism: Cryptomeria japonica (Japanese cedar)
Lineage: Eukaryota; Viridiplantae; Streptophyta; Pinopsida; Cupressales; Cupressaceae
Product: chlorophyllase-2
Biological process (GO): chlorophyll catabolic process
Molecular function (GO): chlorophyllase activity
Source: RefSeq, a predicted model, not a curated record
CCUUGUGUAUACAGAAAUGAAGGUGGAAGAAGUGUUCAAGCAAGGCCCUCUGCACACUGAUAUCCUUACAGUGUCUGAAGGCGAUGAUAAUCGGUCCCCUCCCAAGCCCCUCCAGCUGGUUGUCCCUUCUCUACAAGGAAACUACCCUGUCCUCCUCUUCCUCCACGGCUUCUAUCUCAAUAAUAAUUACUAUACUCAACUUCUCCAACACGUUGCUUCCCAUGGAUACAUCACAGUUGCUCCCCAGAUGAACUCGUCACUGUGCGUAGCGGACGCCACUGGAGAAAUAGAAGACACGGUGGCCGUCACGGAGUGGCUGUACGAGGCGCUUUACUAUCUGCCGGGAAAAGUCCAGCCGGAUUUCGAAAAACUGGCCAUCGCCGGUCACAGCCGGGGUGGCAAAGUGGCCUUCGGGGCGGUGCUGGGUCGAACCUCACUCCCUCCAUUGCCGUGCGCAGCGCUCCUGGGAAUCGAUCCCGUCGACGGAACGGGUCGCAACAAGCAGACUCCGCCGCCGAUUUUAACAUACGAAGACCAUUCAUUUCCAGGAAAUACUCCGACGUUGGUUAUAGGAUCGGGUUUGGGCUCUAAGAAAGCGAAUUUUUUUGUUCCUGCCUGCGCUCCGGCGGGCGUGAACCAUGUCGAUUUUUUCGCAGAGUGCUGCGCUCCGGCUUAUCAUUUCGUGGCGAAGGAGUACGGUCACAUGGACUUGUUGAAUGAUGAGCUGGAGGGAGUGAUGGGAAAGCUUGUGGAUAGACUGAUACAAUUUGCGUGUAAACACGGGACGGCGAGGGAACCCAUGCGCAGCUUCACUGGAGGAAUCAUGGUGGCUUUUCUCAAGGCAUAUCUGAACAAGGAGACUGAGAUUUUGGAGGAAUUGGUGGCGAAGCCUUCUAUCAUACCGGUGACAGUGGAAACUCCUGAGCGUUAUCUUGACAAAAUAUGCGUCUAAUUUAAGCUGCUACUUUAUUUGAUUAUAUCAUCUGUGGGUUUAAGUUGAGACAAAGAUAAUUUUUAAUUUCUAUAUAUGCUCGCUCUUUCAUAUUAUUGUAAUCUUUUAUAUAAAUGGAGAAAUGUCAUAUCUUA